AUGAACCCGUUCAGACUACUCCGCGAUCAGGAGCCAGAUCCUCCUCAGUACUAUUUCACCCUCCCGGCUCUCGAGGACUCUAUUCGCCCACCGCCAUGCCCGUGUUCCGACUGCCAGGAUGGUUUCUACCCCGAGAAUUCGCAAAAGAACCCGGAGCACUCCUACCACCAAAGACUUUCAAAUGUUCAAGCAGAGAGUCGCGCUCGCUCUUUUGUAGACGAUAUUCAGAAGCGCAGAAGCCGACUGAGCGAAAAGGUUCAGGUCUUCGGUGACAUCCUGAUAACCCGGUGGAAGAAGCAGAGCCAAGCCAAGCGAGCGACAUUACUCAAGGAGGCGGCGCCCGACCUCGAAGCACAACAGUGGCUUCUCCCGCGAUACAACUACAUGCGCGAGAAGUACUACAUUCUUGACAGAAAGGCGGAGCGCAGACGCCAACUCCUACUUCCCUGGCUCAACGUACACGUCCUCAAGACCAAUCCUGCCGUGCUCUUUGCUCUACUCCACUACAGGACGGCCUAUCCUCCGCAGUCCUGGGCGACCUUUGACAGCAAUCAACUCAAAGUCAGCUGGGCAGCUGGGUACUUCGAUGUCGACUUCUCUGCCAAAUGCGUCGUGAUGCAUGGAGAUAUAUUUGGGUCACUGGUGGAUUGGGAAGCAAAAGCCGCGCACCGUGGUGAUAUUCUUGGGUACCCCAGAGCGAUCCUGAUACUCGAAGCACAGGCUUUCCUUCUCAAGGUUCUGUGCAAUAUCGUCGACAAGAUUCUCGAAGGCGUGGAUCCCCUGCAAACCCCACGAGCUGAGAAGUGGCACGACCUCGUCAACCACGAAGCCUUCCGAGAGACAGGCGCCAUCGAGUUCUGGUCUCCCUACACCAACCAAGCUUUUUCACGUCCCCCAAUGUUCAACUGCGAUUACCUCGUCACGCUCGCAAAGUCUCGCUUGGAGGAGACUGGCGAUCACCUAUGGUACCUGCAGUGCGACAGCGAUUACAUGCGACGACAUGUCAAGAUCUGGUUCGCAACUGAGGCCUUCAAGAAGGCGCCAGACCAACAGAGAGCUAUGAUGCUUACGCAACGUAUUGUUCUCGAGAUCGAAAGUCACCUUUGGUGGCGAUGGAUCGAAAUGGAGUGCAACAACGUGGAGGCUGUUCGCAGGCGAUUCAGCGACAGUAUUUAUCCCGGGAUGCCCUUGCCCCCAAAGUAUGACAAGGCUCUGGGUGCUCUUGAGCUUCUGCUCGUCAACCAGGUCAAUUUCAGAGCCGAACUACUUGGGAAACUUCUGCCGCUUAUGCCAGGCAUGCAGAAACACUGGAAAAUCGACCGCAGCUACGCUUCGUCCAAAACAAUGGGCCUAGUGAAACGCAUUACGAUUCCCAAUACCCAAGAAGCACUUACCAACGACCCCCUCGACUGGUGCCUUGUUCAACUACAGGGAAAGCCUGACACUCCGCUGAAUUUCGACCAUGCCAUGCUCUUCGCCAUGCUCCGGGAUCAUUUGUCCAACAAUGCUUCGGAAGGGAAAAGGUUGGACGAGAUCACGUACCAGAUGCUCUCUGACCUAUCAACAUGUCACGAAAUGCUUGUUGCAGUCCGUUCACAUAGGCCUCAAACCACCUUGGGAACACUGGAUGAAGUAAUUGCUACAGAACAUCGCGGGUUUUGGAAGAUUCGUCGGCCACUUACGAUCAAUGAAGAAGUGUUCAAAGACAUCGGAACGGCUUUUAUGGAAGACUUCUACCGUGUGAAGCCACCAACUGGUUCAAAAGGUUCUGGGCGCGCUACACAGCUUCGAGCGCUCUCUACAGCGGUGGAGAAGUUCUGGGGAUCAAUCAGGGCAUAUGUGAGAGAAGACUUGACAAAGAGCGAUACUGCUUUCAGCUCGGAAGAGGCUGGGGAUCUUCUUGGCGUGGUUUCAGCACACCUCAGUCGGGAGUAUAUCCAGGAGAAGCGACGGGCUGAGGCUGAGAUCCUCACUGCAAUCAAGAUCGCAGACAAAGCCACGCCCAUUGAUGAAGCCUUCAACGCAGGUUCCGAGCCGAGCCUCACGUCUACCACGAUAGUACAAGGCCGAGAGAAGGUCAAGACACGAGGAGAGCAGGGAUCUUCUAGCAAUGAUGUCACAGAACCGCAAGCUGAAGAUGCAGGAGAGGUGACCAAAGAAACUGUCAUAACAUUGCCGGAAGAAGCACUAGGAGUCAUUCGUCUCAUGUUUCCCAGCAAGGACGGUGUUGCCAAGGAUGUUACAUGGAAUCGAUUCGUCAACAUGAUGACCAAGGCGGGCUUCACAGCAAGGAACACCGGGUCAGCGGUGUCUUUCAAGCAGGUAUCUGGGUCUGGGGCGGGAGGGAGUAUUGUCUUCCACAAACCGCAUCCUGCUGACAAGAUUGAUCCGAUUCUCUUACGAAUCAUGGGGAAGAGAAUGACGAAGUGGUUUGGUUGGAAGCGGGAGCUUUUCGCUUUGCAGGGCGAAGCGACUUCAGUUAUCUAG
This is a messenger RNA of Fusarium proliferatum ET1, 2487 nucleotides long. RefSeq lists its product as uncharacterized. The transcript has a single exon. The record is from RefSeq and is a predicted model, not a curated record. The coding region runs from base 1 to 2487 and encodes 828 amino acids. NCBI's taxonomy places the organism in Eukaryota, Fungi, Ascomycota, Sordariomycetes, Hypocreales, Nectriaceae.